GCGGCGGGCGGGCGGCGGCGGCGCGCCCUGCGCUCCCUGGGCAGCCUGGCCGGGCGGCUGCUCCGCACCUGGGCGCGCCUGGCCGGGGGCCGCGGGAGCCGCCGCGCCGCCCCGGAGGACGACGAGGGCGGGUUCCGGGGGGGCGGCCCCGGCGGGGAGCGGCGGCAGCGGCGGCGGCCCGGGGGGGCGGCGGCGGCGGCGGGGAGCGGGAGCGGGAGCGGGGGGGAGCGGCCGCCGGGCGCGCAGGGGCUGCGGAACCACGGGAACACCUGCUUCAUGAACGCGGUGGUGCAGUGCCUGAGCAACACGGCCCCGCUGGCCGAGUUCCUGGCGCUGGGCCGCUACCGCGCCCGCGGGGCCCGCGCCGAGGUCACCCACCGGCUGGCCGCCCUGGUCCGCGCCCUCUGGACCCGCGACUACACGCCGCAGCUCUCCGCCGAGUUCAAGAACAUCGUCUCCAAGCACAGCUCGCAGUUUCGGGGCAACGCGCAGCACGACGCCCUCGAGUUCCUGCUCUGGCUGCUGGACCGCAUGCACGAGGACCUGGGCGCUGCCUCCCCCGCCCAGCAGACCCGUGUCCCCGAGGAGCCCAGCGAGGACAGGAGCGACGGUGCCAGCAGCUCCCCACCAGCCGCCCAGCAUCCCCGCGGGCAGAGCUUCGUGCAGAGCCACUUCCAGGCGCAGUACAGGUCCUCCCUGACGUGCCCUCACUGCCUGAAGCAGAGCAACACCUUCGAUCCCUUCCUGUGCAUCUCCCUGCCCAUCCCGCUGCGCCAGACCAGGGCUCUCAACGUCACCCUGGUGCUGCAGUGCGAGCGCCGGCGGUUCGUGCGGGUGGGGCUGGCCGUGCCCCUGCUGGGCACCGUGGCCGAGCUGCGGGAGAUGGUGGCGCGGGAGGGACGCAUCCCCCCGGAGCAGGUGAUCCUGGCCGAGGUGUCCCCGCGGGGCUUCCUGCGCUCCCUCGGUGACGCGGAGGAGCUGGGUGCUGCCGGGGAGGGGGCUCCCCUCUACGCCUUCCAGCCCCCGCCGGCCUGCCGCGCAGGGUGCCCCCGCAGCCUGCCCGCCUCCCCCGGGGCGGCCCACCCGGACGGGCAGCGCCCGCUGCCCGCCGCUGCCCGCUCCUCCGACUGCCUGCACCGCGGGGCGGGCGGCCGCAUCCUGCUGCUGCUCUGCAACACGGCGGGCGCCGGGCCGCGGCUCGCCAGGUUCGGGCCGCCGCUGGUGCUGCGGGAGGAGCGGGGCGUCUCCUGGGAGCAGCUCCAGCAGAGCAUCCUGGCCCAGCUGCGGGCGCUGCUGCGGGGCGAGGUGCAGGCGCAGGGCGCGGGAGCCCUCUUCCGCAUCCGCCUGGCCGGGGGCUCGGCCCCCUGCACCUACCUGUCCCCGCAGGACCCCCGCCCUCUCUGCCACCCCGCCGUUGACAGAGCCCUGCAGCUGAGUGGGACGGGUGGCCCUCCCCACGUGAAGCUGACGGUGGAGUGGGACCUGAGCACCAAAGAGCGCCUUUUCGGCAACGUCCAGGAGGAGGUGGUGCAGGACGCAGAGAGCGUGCGGCUGCAGCAGCAAGCGCACCGGCAGCAGCACAGCUGCACGCUGGAUGAGUGUUUCCAGCUCUACACCAAGGAGGAGCAGCUGGCCCCGGAUGACGCCUGGCGCUGCCCGCACUGCAAGGUGCCCCAGCAGGGCACGGUGAAGCUGAGCCUCUGGACGCUGCCCGACAUCCUCAUCAUCCACCUCAAGCGCUUUCGCCAGGUGGCUGAGCACCGGCACAAACUCACCACGCUGGUGAAGUUCCCCCUGCGGGGUCUCGAUAUGGCCCCCCACGUGGCGCAGCGGGGCCAGGCCGGCGGGCAGCUGUUGGGGCGCUGGGCGCCCUGGCAGCCCCCCCUCUGCCUGCCCCCGAGCUGCCCCCGCGACUACCUCUACGACCUCUACGCCGUCUGCAACCACCACGGCAGCAUGCAGGGCGGCCACUACACUGCCUACUGCUGCAACGCCCUGGACGGGCGGUGGUACAGCUACGACGACAGCAGGGUGGAGGGGGUGCGGGAGGCGGAGGUGAGCACCCGCAGCGCCUACAUCCUCUUCUACCAGCGCCGCAACGCCGUGCCCGCGUGGUCGGCCAGCAGCUCCGUCAGGGGCUCCACCGCCUCGUCGCUCGCCGAUCACUGGCUGGCCCGCCUGGGCGGCAGCACGUGGGACACCGCGGCCACCCGGUCCUCCCCGCCUGGCACCCCCGAUGCCACCGCCGCCCCGGAGAAAGGUGGCUUCGAGGCCAGACCCUUGGUGCGCGGCGUCCAGGGCCGCAGCCUCAGCGUCAAGGUCUCGCCCGCCGGCGGCCCCCCCAGGGCCGUGCCCCCGCGUUGGUCCUUCGCCGGCAAGGAGCGGGGGCGGCCGGGGGUCCCAGGGGAGCUGGUGGCCUACCUGGAAUCGGGGCGCCGGCCCCGCUGCACCCGCCGCUCCCUCUUCCCGCUCGGCACAGGUGGGGAGAGCGGCCCCGACGCCCCCCCGGCCCCCAGCCCCGCGCCAGCCGGCCCCCCGAAACAGCCCGACAAGGGGCAGGAGGAGGCGGGCACCCCCCGAGCCCCCCGCCAACCCCUCCGCGUGCCAACGCUGCGGCGAGCCGCCAGCGCCGGCGCCGAGGGGUCCCUGCGCCUGCCCCCCAAAAGCCAGAGCAGCCCGGGGCGGAGCGGGGACGGGACGGGGGGGGCUCCGCCGCCCCGGGCUGCCGCGGCCGGAGGGGGACGCGGGUGUCCCUGUGGCACGGCUGUCCCCCGGCCCGGCGGCCAUGGCGCGCUCGCACAGCUCGGCCAGCCUGCCCCCGCGUCCCAAGGGGGGCCUGCGGCGCUCGGCCUCGCUGGGCAGGGGCGCGGGGGGGGCCCCCCCUGCCUGCCCGGGGCCCCCCCGGGACCAUGCUGCAGCAGGGACGGCAGCCCGUGGGCUCGCUGUGCCGCCCGGCCGUGCCCGAGUCCAGCUUCUGAGCCAGGGCCGGCGGGCAUCCCCACCGGGGGCAGCUCGAACCGGGGGCUCCCGAACUGGGGGCUGCCAAACUGGGGCUAUGCCAAACUGGGGCUAUGCCAAACUGGGGGUGUCUUAACCCAAGGGCUCCUGAACCAGGGGAUCCCAAACAAGGGCAUCCUAAAGCAGGGUCAUCCUGAACCAGGAACAUCCUAACCUGGGGGCAUCCCCAAACUGGAGGCAUUCAGGUAUCCCGAAGCUGGGUCAUCCCAAACGCGGGGCUCCCGAACCAGGGGUAUCCCAAACCGGGAGCACCCCAAAGCAGAAGCUCCUAAAUCAGGGCAUCCCGUCCCAGGGCAUCCCGCCCCAGGGGCAUCCUGAACUGGGGGCAUCGCCCACUCACCUCCCCAUGCCCCUUCCCCGGGAGCAGGCAGGCGGGCACGGGCUCCGCCAGCUCGAAGACGUGAGAGUAUUUAUUGUACCAGGAGAGUUUUAUUCAGAGACGCUUUUUGUUUUCUAAAAGGCGACUAUUUUGGGGGGGCGGGUGGGCGGGUCCCCCACACCAAGAUCUAUGCAAUACGCGAUUCCUCCAGCCAGCUUUUGUAUGCGGGGGUGCAGCCCCCACCGCCGGCGGUUUCUAUUAAAGACACGUGAAAGGA
Molecule: messenger RNA, 3614 nt
Organism: Aquila chrysaetos chrysaetos
Lineage: Eukaryota; Metazoa; Chordata; Aves; Accipitriformes; Accipitridae
Gene: USP43
Product: ubiquitin specific peptidase 43
Exons: 15
Biological process (GO): protein deubiquitination
Molecular function (GO): cysteine-type deubiquitinase activity
Source: RefSeq, a predicted model, not a curated record